AUGAGUGAAGACAAAGAGAUCGCAAAUGCUAGUCCUUUUGUAUCACCACGUAAUACACCAGUACCACGAUCAAGAAGCAAUAUAGCCAAUGUAUAUAGAUCAUCACGUAAUAAUUUAAAACCAUUUUCACGAUCUAAUUCCUGUAACGCAACUUACCUUUCAAAAAAUAAUAGUGACGCUAUUGAUACUACUUUUCGUGUUCCAACAAGUACCAAUGAAACUAAUAAAUUUUUACCAUCUACCUUGGUGGCUGGUGAAUCAAGAACAGCUGAUAAAAUAUUUGGAUCAAAUAAAGCAGCCCAAGUACAAGUUGACACUAGUAAUAUUGGAUCAAUAACAUUGGGACCAGAUGAUAAUAGUAAAACUUUAUCAUGUACGUCGUUAUUGUCAGACGUUAAUCCACAAAAACAAUUAUUGAUUAAUUAUCCAAGUCAAGAAAAUUUGUUGGAAAUUAAAAAUUUAAAUAGCAAACCAACAUCGGCUAAUAAACCAACAACAACAACAACAACUGUAAUAAGUAAACCAGCUGAUCAGGAGAUAAGUGAAUUAUUAAAUAGUGUUAAACAGUAUAAUUAUAGUAAUAAUGAAAAUUAUUGUCGUUCUCAAUCUGUACCACUGCAUCGUAUGUUUAAUCCAACAUUAAUGUCACCAAUAUCAAAUCAAUUUUAUUCAAAUACCAAUAGUUUCAAUCAAUCAACAAGUAGUUCUCUUGUACAUACACCAGUACCCAGUGAAUUUGAUGAUUUUGUAUCAAUAACUGGACAAUCAGAUAGUUAUUUAUUAGAUCAAGUUGACGCUAAUUUUAUAAAUGAUGAUCAACAAUUUUUAAUUGAAGAUAAAACAAUAUCAUCCGAAAAUAUAAAUAAAAUAUUUGAUCUACUUGAUGAUGAUGAUGAUGAUAAUAACGACAAAGGCUUGAACAAUAUUUUAAAUCAACAAAACAAUGAUGAAGAAGAUGAUGACAGUGGUUUAAUUGUACUGGAUUCAUUACCAAGUGAUAGUAUAAAUUUACAAGAUACAAUGUUGGACCCAUCGACUGUUGAUUCAUUUCAAAAAAUAAUUAUCCAACAACAGCACCAUCGGCAUCACCAGCUGCAAUCUAGAUCCUAUCCAAAUACACCACUGCCUAAUUCAAUAACUCCAACGGCUUAUCAUCAAUCGUUUACUGAAGACAGCAAUGGACCACGGUCAUACCCACCAACCCCUAUAUCUUCAUCUCAUAUUGGCUCUCAAGAUAUCUAUCACGAAACAAACGAACCAAUGCUAUCAAGCCCAACGUUAAAUUCAUUGAAUUUGCACUCGACAGAACACGGUAAUAAUGACCCAACUGACAGUGUCUGUAGAAAUGUUAGUGACUUGUUGGAAACAAAUUUUCUUACUGACGGAGAUCCUGAUGAUGGACUUGAUCCACUGACUAAUUUUGACGGAUUACAGGAUGUUGAUUCAUUGGCUCCUUUAUUUAAUGAAGUAUCUGAUACUAAUCGUUGA
Cotesia congregata is the source of this 1488-nucleotide messenger RNA. NCBI's taxonomy places the organism in Eukaryota, Metazoa, Arthropoda, Insecta, Hymenoptera, Braconidae. The record is from the annotation of a GenBank genome assembly.